ACACCAACACAGUAGUAGAUACAGACUCUGUAUAUAUAGAUUUCUACAAUGGCGUUGCAAAUUCAUCAACUCUGCCGGCCGGUUCCGUCGCCGUCGUCAUCGUCAUCGUCGUCGAUUGGCUCACUGCCGUCAUGUUUUACCAAACAGUCUGUUGUAGGCGGAGACAUUCAUCGGUUUUCAACUAUGAUGAUGGUUAAUAAGAAGAAUGGAAACAGGAAAGGCCUGAGUUCUUCCGUCAAGGUGAGAUCGAGCCUGGAAACCGCCGGUCCGACGGUGGUUGUUGGACAGGUCACCGAGGUUUGCAAGGACACGUUUUGGCCUCUCGUUAAUGCCGCUGGUGAUAAGACUGUCGUUCUCGAUAUGUACACCCAGUGGUGUGGUCCAUGCAAGGUCAUCGCUCCAAAAUUCCAAGAAUUGUCUGAGAAGUAUCUUGAUGUGGUCUUUCUAAAGCUUGAUUGCAAUCAAGACAACAAGGUAUUGGCAAAGGAGCUAGGAUUAAAGGUGGUUCCAACCUUCAAGAUUCUCAAGGACUCUAAGAUUGUAAAAGAAGUGACAGGGGCUAAGUUUAACAAUUUAGUUGAUGCAAUAGAUGAGGUUAGAUGCAGUUGAUCUACCAUCUCUUACUAUACAUACAUACACCUCCUCCUGCUUUGUGUAUAAUCUUUGUUUCUGAAAUCAAAUUGCUUUUCUCUACUUGUUAA
Molecule: messenger RNA, 701 nt
Organism: Cynara cardunculus var. scolymus (artichoke)
Lineage: Eukaryota; Viridiplantae; Streptophyta; Magnoliopsida; Asterales; Asteraceae
Product: thioredoxin F-type, chloroplastic-like
Exons: 3
Coding region: 49-609 (186 amino acids)
Source: RefSeq, a predicted model, not a curated record